Trichosurus vulpecula (common brushtail) is the source of this 2021-nucleotide messenger RNA. It is a transcript of the gene FBLIM1, whose product is annotated as filamin binding LIM protein 1. Bases 213 to 1343 code for a protein of 376 amino acids. The record is from RefSeq and is a predicted model, not a curated record. Gene Ontology annotation, molecular function: filamin binding. The transcript has 9 exons. Gene Ontology annotation, cellular component: focal adhesion; stress fiber. Lineage: Eukaryota; Metazoa; Chordata; Mammalia; Diprotodontia; Phalangeridae. Gene Ontology annotation, biological process: cell-cell adhesion.
CGGGCAGAAGGCACUGCGGGGCUGCCGAAGAGAGCGUCCGGGACUGGCGGCGCCCGGAGCUCAGAAUGUCUUCCUGAACCCUGGUUACCAUCUCCAACCACUCUUGGCACAUUGUAAUCUCCUUAACAGAACAUCCCUGACCAGGGAGACCAAGAGCUACCUCACUGAGCCCAGGAAAAGUCGCCGUGCUCCGAGAGAAAAGCCAGAGGGAGAUGAUGGCCUCGAAGCCAGAGAAGAGGAUGGCCUCCUCCAUCUUCAUCACCCUGACUCCCCCUCGCCGGGACACAGCUGUGGUGGACGAGGUGAGGCAGGCGGCCUGUUCCAGUCGGGCCAGUCGGGCCCGGGAGACUGUCUCAGCCAAGAAGCCCCCCAGUGACUUUCUAGUGAACAGACAGGUCCCGCGGAUCCCCAGCAUUUCAGCAACACUGCCCCCACCAGUUCUUCUACCUAAUGGAGGCUCAUCCCUCCCUCGUCCAGCCCCAGACGCUGAAGACAGCUUUCCUGAUCUGGAUCUCCUCCUUCCUCCACCGCCCCCUCCAGCCUUCCUGCUCCCGCCAGAUGAGGAGGGUCUUGCCCAGGGAGGGGAUUCACUCUCAGAAGACCUACAGCAGCUGCACAUGGUGCCUCCACCUCCCCCUCCACAGGCCCUACCUGAGUCCCACCAGCUCAAGCCUCGGCCCAAUCAUCUCAAGGGAGUAGAGGAAGAGUUGCCACCACCUCCCGAAGAGCCAGACCGAAUCCCAGAGAGGGAGGAGUCCACAGACAUCUGUGCCUUCUGCCACAAGGUAGUUUCCCCCCGGGAGCUGGCCGUGGAGGCCAUGAAGAGACAGUACCACGCCCAGUGUUUCACGUGCCGGGCCUGCCACCGACAGUUGGCAGGCCAGCGCUUCUACCAGAAGGAUGGACGGCCCCUCUGUGAGGCCUGCUAUCAAGACACUCUAGAGAAGUGUGGCCGGUGCCAGAUGGUGGUCCUAGAUCAUGUCAUCCGAGCUCUGGGCCAGACCUUCCACCCAGACUGCUUUACCUGCGUGGUAUGCUCCCGACGGAUUGGAGACGAGAGCUUUGCCUUGGAUGAACAGGAGGAAGUCUACUGUUUGGAUGACUUCUACAGGAAAUUUGCACCCGUGUGCAGCAUUUGUGAGAACCCAAUCAUCCCCAGAGACGGGAAGGAUGCAUACAAAAUUGAAUGCAUGGGACGGAAUUUCCAUGAAAACUGCUACAGGUGUGAGGAUUGCAGGAUCCCACUGUCUGUUGAGCCCACAGACCAAGGCUGCUAUCCGCUGAACGACCGCCUCUUCUGCAAGCCAUGUCACGUCAAGCGCAGCGCGGCAGGAUGUUGCUGAAGGCACCCCAUGGGCACCUGGCCCCAAUCUCGGAGAUCUGAGCAUUUGUGAUGGCUCCUGCCCUGGGGCCCUUCCUAUGUCUUUGACAACCUCAUUUUCCCUUCUUCGUGUACUGUUGCAGAGCUAUCCUAAGUCACAGGGAGACACCCGCCUGAAGGAAUGUCAGAGAUAUCUGAAGAGAGUGAUGGGUCCUCCCCUCUACCCCCAAACUCAGGUCUCCAGCUUGAGAGAAAGCAUCAUGGUAUUGGUGAAUCAUCAAUAAAGAUGUGUUAAGCAGCUGCUGUGCCAGGCUCUGGGCUAAGCGCUGGGGAUACAAAAAGAAGUGAAAGACAGGCCCUGCCCCCGAGGACUCACAAUCUACUUGGAAGAACCCUGGAUUUGGAGACAAGGGACUUGGGUUCAAAUUCCAGUUCUGCCAUUUAGCUGUGUGACUGUGGACAAAUCCCUUCAUCUAGCUGGCCCUCAGCUUCCUCAGAUGAAGGAUUUGGACAAGGUUCUCUGACCUUCCCUCUUCCCUGAAAGGGAUAUUGCCCAAGAUAGGAGGACUAUGCAUUCACAUUCCCUACAGACUUUCAAUUGUUCUAUGCCUCCCUCCUCUCCCUCCCACCCUGGAGUGAGGGGUCCUUUCUCUAUAAGAGCUUGAUUGCUCCAAUCAAUUAUGGAAAGAAGAAAGAGAGG